CACUAAUUACCUUUAAACGCGCGAAAGUCAGAGAAGGCACCGGAGCCACUAUCCCAGCAGAGCACCAGCAGGCCGUCGUCCCCAAGUCUUCCAAAAGCCUUCGCCUUCGCCGCCAACAUGCAGGUCUACCAGGCUGUUUUUGGAGCCGCCGUGCUCGGCAUGCUGUUGGCCCUCGGAGGCACCCUUCCGGUGCUGGAUGCCAGUUCGGGCAUCGACAACGCCACCAUCGAGGAGCUGAGGGCCAGCGUCAACGACACGCCCAAGAAUCUCUACGUGGUCAAGGCGGUGGUCUACGAGAUCGGCAUCCUGACCGAGGUGGACGAGAACGACACCAGCUUCGAGAGCCAGGAGCGGGUGGACCUCACCUUCUACGAUACGCACAGCAACAAGAGCCACAUCGACCUGGGCAACAUCCCGCUGCCCAUCCAGACGAACGUCACCGGCCAAGUGCUCACCGGAAUCGCACCCGUGAACCUGGGAGCCUUCAGCAGUCCCCAGGAGCUGCUGGAGACCCUGCCCCUGACCGGGAGCAUCGUGAACAUCACGCACAGCGACACCGCCUUCUACCAGCUGAGCAGGUCCAACACCAGCGCCGCCGACAAGCCGCAGAUCCUCGACCAGGACGCGCUGGCCAAGCUCACCCACGCGGCCCAGCUGUUCCCUCCCUCCUCGCAAAUCGGACAGUCCGUGCCGGUUAACCCCGCCGCCGACAACGAGGUGGCUCAGGCGGAGCCCGAGGACUAGAAGCUCCAUCGCCCCCGAAUCAUCGUCAUCAUCGUGAUGCAGUGCGUUGCUCUCCACUCAACCUACAAUAGGUGUAAUCUAGAUGUACUUAGUUUUACGGCUUCACACACUCGAGUACCUACAGUGCUAGAAAAGACUGGACGCGGACAGGUCAGGACGGAUCGGCACGAAGGCCUUGGUCCCAUCACAAGGUUGGAAAUUCACUUUUCGUUUGUAAAGUAAAAAUAAACUUCGCAUUAGUGCUAGGCAAA
Drosophila ficusphila is the source of this 995-nucleotide messenger RNA. RefSeq lists its product as uncharacterized. The record is from RefSeq and is a predicted model, not a curated record. The transcript is spliced from 2 exons. The coding region runs from base 118 to 744 and encodes 208 amino acids. Lineage: Eukaryota; Metazoa; Arthropoda; Insecta; Diptera; Drosophilidae.